This is a messenger RNA of Rhipicephalus sanguineus (brown dog tick), 1506 nucleotides long. RefSeq lists its product as uncharacterized. The transcript has 3 exons. Gene Ontology annotation, molecular function: catalytic activity. NCBI's taxonomy places the organism in Eukaryota, Metazoa, Arthropoda, Arachnida, Ixodida, Ixodidae. The record is from RefSeq and is a predicted model, not a curated record. The coding region runs from base 1 to 1506 and encodes 501 amino acids.
AUGGGCGACUUCAACGCCCCUCACACAGCUUGGGGCUACCAUACCACCACAAAGAAAGGCGCCCGAGUACACGACACUGCUCAGCAGCACAGACUAACUCUGUGGAACGAUCCACUCCAGACAACAAGGGUAGGAAAUAGUGUCUCCAGAGACACAAAUCCUGAUCUCACGUUCACGCUAAACGUGCGCUCGGCAGAGUGGGACCGUCUCCCAGAAACGCUAGGAAGCGACCACCACAUCAUCCAAUUAACCGUAGCUCACACUCGCAAGCCCGCCAGGAUAGGCACUGCCCAAAUAACGGAGUGGAAGUUAUUCAGAGAUGAUCUAAAUGUUGAGACCACCAUCGAGAACAUAGACGACUGGAUGAAGAAUGUCCUCGACACGGCGGAACGUCACACCAAGAGAAUUCAGCUGAAUGAGGAAGCGCCAGCCGUUGACACGCACCUCCUCCAUCUCUGGGAAGCCCGAAGAUCUCUUCUCAGGAGAUGGAAGAGACAGAAACUAAAUAAGCAACUCAAGAAGAGAAUCGCCCUGCUCACUGAACAAGCGCAGGAAUAUGCGGAGAGGCUAGGAAGACAGAACUGCGGACCUACAAGGACGCAACAGCGACAAAACCUCUGCAGGCUCGUACACAACUACGCCGGAUCAGAGGAGAACCUCCUUCGAGAGGUUCAGAAGAAGCUGUGUGGAGACCCACCCAUAACCACGACGGCACACGACAGAGCCUACAGUGGAAAACCAAACCCCGAACUUGACGAACCCUUUACGGAGGCUGAACUCUUCGCAGCACUAUCUACACUCACCAGAAACACCAGCCCAGGCAAGGAUCGCAUUAUCAACAAGCAUCUUCGGAACCUUCCGCAGCAGGCCAGCGAAGCCCUACUCCAGUAUUUCAACAAAUGCUGGGAAAGCGGAGAAAUACCGGCUACGUGGAAACACUCGGAGAUCACCAUGAUCCCCAAACCCAACAAGCCCUUCAGCAUCGAGAACCUGCGACCAAUUUCCCUUACCUCGUGCGUAGGGAAACUAUUCGAGCACAUGGUACACAACCGGCUAACUCCGUACCUCGAAGACAAGGGAUAUUUUCCGAACACAAUGUUCGGAUUCAGGCAACACCUAUCAACGCAAGACAUCUUCCUUCUGCUCAAGGAAGACCUUAUCGAUCAUCUGAGCACCAAAAGCAAAUCUUCAAUUGUAGCCAUCGAUAUAAAGGGAGCUUUUGACAACGUCAGUCACGACGCUAUUCUCUGCAAUCUCGAACACCUGGACUGCGGGUCACGGAUAUACAACUACGUGAGGAAUUUUCUCACGCAUCGCACGGCCACAGUGGGCAUAUACAACCUCCGCAGUGACACUUUCCGACUACCGAGCAGAGGCUCCAGGGCGUGCGGCGAGGUAGCCGUCGUGGAGCCUGACGUGGGAGAAGUGUCAUGGGCCAUGGAGGUCGGGGAAGAUGUGCAGAUGGCCGGCACGUCUGAAGGACCAUGGGCCGAGGCUGUCGAAUAA